UCACAAAUGUCAAUUUCAAUUUCAAUAUAAUCACUGAGUUAUUUUACUUACAGCAGCACCGUCAAUUUCACAGUUAACUUAAAUUUUUUGAUAAAACGUAAAAUAAUGAAAUUUCGUCUCACAUUAUUGAAGUUGAAGUACCAUAUUUAAAUAAUUUCAUCACCAUGGAAGACGUAUUAGACGAAGUAGUUUCAUCGGAAGAUUUACAAAAAUUCGAAAAGAUUUUUCAUGAACAAUUACACCAAGGUAAUGUAACGCCCAAAGCUCAAUUCGAAUAUGCGUGGUGCUUGGUAAGAAGCAAAUAUCCGACCGAUAUUAGAAAGGGUAUAUUACUUCUAAAAGAAUUGUUUAACUCUCAUUCAGAAGGCAAGCGUGAUUACCUUUUCUACCUUGCUAUUGGCAAUGCUAGAAUUAAGGAAUAUAAUAAGGCACUGCAUUAUGUUAAGUCAUUCCUUGAAAUUGAACCCGCUAACCAGCAAGUAUUGGCUCUUGAGCACCAAAUAAACAAGCGUAUGGAGAAGGAGGGUCUGAUAGGUAUGGCAGUGGCGGGCGGCGCUGUGCUCGCUAUCGGAGGUCUCGUCGGCCUCGGCAUAGCUCUCGCUUCUAAACAUAAAUAGCAAUUGGCCUUCAUAAUGAAUGCUUUAGUGAGCGUUCAUUAUCUUCUGACGAAGAAGAAGAAAUUAAAAGAGGAUUAGUGGAAUGUUCCAGGUUCACAAAAUUAAGAAUUUUCACUUUAUAUGCUAGACUAUCCAAAGUAUAUAAAAUAGAGUAAAUACUUUUUACUCCAAAAAAAAAAGCUAUUUAGAAAAUAAUGUCUAAUUAAAAAUUGUAGUGUAUUUAUUUAUAAGAAUGAAUAUAGUCGAUAUGUAUCACCAAAUGUUUAUAAUUUAUUCUAAUAGCUUUAGGCUUAUUUGUAGUUAAGAACAAGUGAUUAAAUAUUUUGCACAUGUAAUUCCAUUAAAUAAAUGUGGUUCUUUUACAUGGUUUAUAUCUUUAAGUAAAUUCAUCAAAUCAAUGCACAUAAGCUUCAAGUAUUUAGUAAUAUAAUAUCGACUUAAAAAUAUUUAUAUCUUUUAAUUAGUAUGUGUAUUACAUAUUGAUGUUAUCUUUAUGUCGAUUUUACAAAUAAAUUAUUAAAUUAUUGUCAAAUCGUUACCUUCAAUAUAAACUACAACAACCCCUAAAUCCAAUAUAAGCUAUGAUAACUGUCAAAUGUGUUGUAUACAUCUAAGUCAUCAUUCCGAAGGUUGUCUGCUUAGAUUAUAAAUAAUAGCAUUAAAUAAUUCAAGAUCUUGUUUGUUUUCCAAGCUAUCAUUUGCUGUUCGUAAUUAAUCAAACAGGUUUUAUUAGUUACAGAAUCGAGUUGGUGCUGAGUAAAAAAAAAAACAGGAAAUUUCAAAACAAUUAUUUUUAUUACCUUGUUUAUAAUAAUGUAGUGAAGCAGCAUACGUCUAGUACACUAAUGUACAAUGGCAGAGGCGUGGCAUUGAUUUAAAAUUAAAAAAAUAUUUCUUACUUUUUAUACUAUCAACAACUGAGAUAAUUUUUUUUAAAUAGUAGUAUUUGAAUUUUUACUAGUGGCAAGAGUAUUCUAACGUAUAUAGUGGGGCCACUUAAAUAAUUUCAAAAGUUGGAAGAUAAAUAAGAAAUAUUCUUACAAUAUAAAUAAUAUUUUCUUUUUUAAACGACAGCAAAAUAUAUUUUGAUUUGCAACGUUGAAAAACUAAGUGUGCAUAUAAAAUUAAACUUAUACUGAUAUGGAAUAAAUCUAUGGUAUAAUAACAACCUGCAUUUGUCAUGUGCGAUGGAAACAUUUGUAAUUCAUCUAACAACUAGUGAUUGUAUAUAGUAAUUUAAUUCCAAGGAAUAUUUUUUAAUAUUUUGUGCUCUCUAGUAAAAUAUAUUUCUUUACUCA
This is a messenger RNA of Nymphalis io (European peacock), 1915 nucleotides long. It is a transcript of the gene Fis1, whose product is annotated as mitochondrial fission 1 protein. The transcript is spliced from 5 exons. Gene Ontology annotation, biological process: mitochondrial fragmentation involved in apoptotic process; mitochondrial fission; autophagy of mitochondrion. The coding region runs from base 165 to 617 and encodes 150 amino acids. NCBI's taxonomy places the organism in Eukaryota, Metazoa, Arthropoda, Insecta, Lepidoptera, Nymphalidae. The record is from RefSeq and is a predicted model, not a curated record. Gene Ontology annotation, molecular function: protein binding. Gene Ontology annotation, cellular component: mitochondrial outer membrane; peroxisomal membrane.